AUGCAGGCCGACUGCCCUAUUGAACAGAAGCGAUCCCAAACUACGGUGGCCCAGCAUUGCGCAGGUUCCACUUCCAACAGCAGUUUGCAGGCUUUGGGGGCUGGCCCCUGCUCCUUGCAAUCGCGUCAAGGUGCAGGAAUGCAUCUCGACGGCAGCAACACUGACGAGAUCGCGAAGACGAGGCCUGCCUCGCCGCAGAGCUCUCGUGCCCUUGCUGAUCUCACCUUUGUGCAGAACAAGUCCAUUUUGCGGUGGUUGCGGGCAGUCAAGGAGGACAUAGCAGAUUUGGAGACUGUGUCAGGAGCUGCACUUCUGUGCGAUGAGAGAGUCGAGGACCUGAGGAAAGCCAAUGCACUCUUGGCAGAACUAGAGGUGAAGGUGGCUGCAAUGCCAGCGGAGGAAUUCGCGACAGCAAACGUGGCUCUGAAAUCACAUUGCCCUCCCGUGCAGCAAAAGAACGAAAACGUAGUGUAUAGGAGGGAGGGCCCACCAAGCCCUGCCGUGAUCAGGCGUUCGCAGACCGCCGCUGUGCUGGGAAUGAAGAGACACUGCGAGAGGAACAUUGCAUACUUGCUGGAAAGGACUGUUCGGUCUGAAGAAGAGGAGGACGAGCUGAAGGUUGAGAGAGAAUUGCUGGCUCAAGUGGAGGCUGAGAUUGCAGCGACACCAGCAGAAGACCUUGCUGAUGUAGAAGCCCGGAUUGCGGAGCGUCAGAAGAUAAGGAGGACUUGACCAGCAGGAUCGUGUUCUUCACCAACACGCGUGUCCCCUCCUGAAGUGUCUAACAUUGUUUAGAAGGUCAAUUGGUGGUACUAGGAUACAAACGAAGGCAAUCUUGUGUCUGUGGCAUACUGAAUGUAGCGGGGCUGUGUGCCCCUCCUGCGCUAGGUCAAGCAGGUCGAACCAGGGACAAGAAGUUUCUAGGAGAAGGUCUGCACUCGGUCCCUGUCCAUGAACGAAAA
Klebsormidium nitens is the source of this 962-nucleotide messenger RNA. NCBI's taxonomy places the organism in Eukaryota, Viridiplantae, Streptophyta, Klebsormidiophyceae, Klebsormidiales, Klebsormidiaceae. The record is from the annotation of a GenBank genome assembly.